AUGGUCGAUCCAAAGGAACCAGUCGAAGAAGGCACAGCUCCAGCAGCCGAGGAAGAAGAAACAACAACCAAGAAGGGAACCAAGAGAACCAAAGCAGAGGCUGAAGAAGAAGAAGCCGUUCCAGAAGAAGAGGAAGAAGAGGAAGAGGAACCAGAAGAUGAAGAUGAUGAAGAAUAUGUCGAUGAGGAACAAGACGAGGAUGAAGAUGAGGACGAAGAUGAGGAUGAAGAUGAGGAAGAGGAAGAAGAGGAAGAUAGAAAGAGGUCUUCAAAGAAAUCUAAGAAGUAA
This is a messenger RNA of Naegleria lovaniensis, 288 nucleotides long. RefSeq lists its product as uncharacterized. Lineage: Eukaryota; Heterolobosea; Eutetramitea; Acrasida; Naegleriidae. The transcript has a single exon. The record is from RefSeq and is a predicted model, not a curated record. The coding region runs from base 1 to 288 and encodes 95 amino acids.